Harpegnathos saltator (Jerdon's jumping ant) is the source of this 2280-nucleotide messenger RNA. RefSeq lists its product as uncharacterized. Gene Ontology annotation, molecular function: protein binding. Gene Ontology annotation, cellular component: cytosol; P-body. NCBI's taxonomy places the organism in Eukaryota, Metazoa, Arthropoda, Insecta, Hymenoptera, Formicidae. Gene Ontology annotation, biological process: neurogenesis. The record is from RefSeq and is a predicted model, not a curated record. The coding region runs from base 507 to 2123 and encodes 538 amino acids. The transcript has 5 exons.
UCCGUCGAAAAGCGUGACGCUCUCGUGACGCGAGCGGCUACGAGGCAGCGCUCGUCGGCGAUGGAAGGGACAGCGAAAGGAAGCAGAGGGGAGGCUUCGUCAUGAGUGCUGCAUAUAAGAUGGCGUAACGUGCUGCAGCGCGAUGUCGUUGACGUGCAGUGAAUCGGUCGAGUAGCGAUCUCACAAUCACGAGCAGCGACGAGCGGCGACGUGAGAACGAUAACAACGAGGCGGCGGUGACGACGACGACGACGACGACGACGAGGAGGAACACCAUCGAGCGCGCGCGCACUCGUUCGUUCUCCUCGAAGUGCCUCGCGCGAACUCGCCAGUUCGCACGACGGCGAGGACGUUCGAGCGAAGGGUAGGCGGCCGGUUUUCCCGCGUGUCGCUGCGACCCCGCGACGGCCGUUCUUCCCUUACUUCACCUCUCCUAUGUUUACGUGUCGCUUUUGGCCAGCGUUGAUGUCGCGCGGCGUAUUUAUAGCGAAAACGCGAAAAUAGAGAUGGGACUCCCUUGCGACUGGCAGAGUAACAAGCAGAAGCUCUCGGAACGUGGUCAGUACUUGCUGGAGACUGGACAAUGGUCGGACUGCAACUUCAUUGUGGGCCAAGAGCCCCAUCAGCAGACGCUCAAGGGCCACAAGCUGUUCCUGGCAAUGUCCAGUCCAGUCUUCGAAGCCAUGUUCUACGGUGGCAUGGCUGAAAAGAAUGACCCGAUACCCAUUAGAGAUGUACAGCCUGAGGCGUUUAAGGCCUUCUUGCAAUACAUAUAUACGGAUCGUGUGGAACUAGGCUCCUUCGAGCUGGCCUGUGAACUAUGCUAUUGCGCCAAGAAAUAUAUGCUUCCUUGCUUAGUGGAGGAGUGCACAAAGUAUCUGUGGUCUGAUCUCUCGCCGAAGAAGGCCUGCAGAGCAUAUGAGUUUGCCAAACUCUUUGAGGAACCUGUACUGUUGGACAGAUGUUUGCAGAUCAUAUGCACAAAGACCAAUGAGGUGCUGAAGGAAUCUACUUGGGAGGAUGUGGAACUGGGCACGCUUGUCACAGUAUUAGAGCAGGAUAAUUUACAAAUUACCUCGGAGAUAGAAUUGUUCACUGCAAUGGAGCGAUGGGCCAAAGCCGAGUGCUCCAGGAAGUCACUCGACAUAGCUAAUGGGAAAUCGCUGAAGUCUGUCAUCGGAGACGCGCUCUCAAAGAUCAGAUUCCUGAGUCUGACACCUCAGGAAUUCGCAGAGGGGCCCGGGAUGUCUCCCUUGCUGACCCAAGAUGAGGCAUUCGCUAUAUUGAUGAAUUUACUGUGCACAGGCAACAAGACACCCAUGCCCGAAGGUUUCUGCACCAAUUCGAACAGCAGAGUGAAACCAGUGAAGGCUCAGACCACGAGCAUAGCGAGUGUGUCGAAAAUCGGUUCAGAGAGGAAACGACCGUUCGGCUUGGAACGCUCAAUCGGCGACAACAUAUACUUCAACUGGAGCAUGUCCCGGCAGUACGGCUUCCCAGCUCACGGCGAGUCCAGCAGCACCGUACGAAGUUCUUCGCCGUCGCUGAUGGACGUGGACGUGCACAAGGACUCUGGAAACUUGCCUGUCAACAACUCUUCCUCCGGUAACAUCGAGGGAGUCAUACGCGAGAGCACCAAGUAUUACUGCCUGCGAUCAAUAUUGCAGCAGACAGACUGCUUAAACACGAACGUACUCGACUGUUCCGUCACGUUCAGCGUGGACAAAAAUAUUUGUGUGACCGGUGUGCAGGUUCCCACGCAAAUCGCCACGGCGACGUCGAAUAAUUUCGGAGCUCAUGCCGCGGACCCCGAUACGUCCUACACCGAGAUCUUGUACGCCCACCUCUUGGAUUGCGACGGCACGCGUCUUACGUACACGCACUUCACCACCAAAGCGAACUUUGGUACUCUCGUAGAGAUCACUUUCAAUCGACCGGUUUACAUCCAGAAGCACAAGGUUUAUCGAGUCGGCGUGGUAUUUAAUAAGGUCGGCUGGUAUCCGGUGGCGAUCUGCACCCAAAACAUGGCCUGUGAUUCCGUAUUCUUCUCGUUCGGAGUUGGUAACAGUGCACACACAAUUCGCGAGGGUCUCAUUCGAUCGAUUGUUUUUACGUAUCAUUAACGCGACGUCGAAAUAACUACAUGAAUCUUUUGAAUUUGUGAUAAGAGUGUAUUCUUUAUCGUUGUAUCUCUUGUAUUAUUGUUAUAUUCUAUUAUUUUUCGAAUCUCGUUUGUCUCACAAGAAUUUUAAUGAAAAUUGCAGAAAAGAAAUUUGUACA